GCCAAGAUAAGUUUCCAAUCCUCAGUGUGUCUCCGGACUGUGUUUGUGAGUGACGUGAAGGAAAUGUGCUCUAGCAGAUGAGAAGACGACAUGGGCGGAAAGAAAUCCAAGGUCUCGGCAGACGACAACGACAACGACACGACGCAAUCGGCAAGAAAGACCCCCGAGGAAAACCUUCCCAGCGCCGAACGCAUUCGCAAACACAUGACCACACACUUCGGCUACAGCGUCCUCAGCCUGGCUCGGCGUGGGAUUCGGGAUCCUCCGGAGGGUCUGUGGGAUCUGACGGAUCUACAGAAGCUCAACCUGUCACUCAACUCUCUACGAUCCAUUCCCUCGUCUCUGGGAUCGCUGGAAAACCUAGUGGUGUUGAAUCUGUGGGGGAACCAGCUGACCAGUUUACCGCCUGAGAUCGGGCGUCUCCGAAACCUGAAGGUGCUUUUCGCGUAUCGCAAUCGGUUAAGUGACGUUCCCGAGGAACUGGGAUGCUGCGCUAAACUGGAAGUUUUAAGUCUGGCUAAUAACCUUCUCACCGGCCUCCCGUCGACACUUUCAUCCCUCGACGGACUCAAGAAGCUCAACCUGAGCCACAAUCACAUCAGCCACAUCCCCGGAUGCGUUUACGCCAUGAAGAGCCUGGUGUUCCUGCAGCUGGCCUGCAACAGAUUGGAAAACAUCGCGGAUCAGAUCCAAGCCCUGGCCGACUUAAAGAUCCUCAUCGUCGAGGGAAACUGCAUCCACACGCUUCCCAAGAUGCUCUGCUGCCUGACCAAGCUGGAGCUCCUGAAUGUGGACUUCAACGACAUCCAGAGCGUCCCGGCGGAGAUGCAUCGGCUGAGACGCCUGGAGAAGUUAGCGUGCCAUCCGCUGGAUAAAGGCCUUCACAUCGUGCACAAUCCCCUGCUGAAACCCAUCAAAGAGGUUCUGGACGGGGGUCUGCAAGCGCUCUACAGUUACCUGAGGAACUCAUAACACACACACACACACACACACACACACACACUACCAUGUUUAUUUAAAUGAAUCCCGUCGUUGCCAGUGUUGGGUGAGUUACUUUAAAAAAGUAAUUAAUUACUACUUUCUAAUUACCUCUUCAACAGUGUAAUUAGAUUACUGUACUAA
This is a messenger RNA of Pimephales promelas (fathead minnow), 1122 nucleotides long. It is a transcript of the gene lrrc30a, whose product is annotated as leucine rich repeat containing 30a. Gene Ontology annotation, molecular function: protein binding. Gene Ontology annotation, cellular component: cytoplasm. The record is from RefSeq and is a predicted model, not a curated record. Lineage: Eukaryota; Metazoa; Chordata; Actinopteri; Cypriniformes; Leuciscidae.